Pipra filicauda (Wire-tailed manakin) is the source of this 1298-nucleotide messenger RNA. RefSeq names its product CD48 molecule (gene CD48). The record is from RefSeq and is a predicted model, not a curated record. Gene Ontology annotation, biological process: T cell activation. Gene Ontology annotation, cellular component: external side of plasma membrane. The transcript has 4 exons. The annotation marks the transcript as partial. Lineage: Eukaryota; Metazoa; Chordata; Aves; Passeriformes; Pipridae.
CUGCCCAGCCCGGGGGGGUCCCACCCCUGGGUUUGGGGAUAAACCCCGGGAGAACGGGGGGAGAAGAUGGCGCUGGGGCUGCUCGGGGACCUCCUCUUCCUCCUCUUCCUGCUCCUCGUCCCUCGAGCCCUGGCCCAGUGCGGUGCCCACCGUGGGGUCUGUCAGGGGGUCCCUCAGCCCCAAUCCUGUCCCCUCAGCCCCAAUCCUGUCCCCCAGCCCUGGCCCAGUGCGGUGCCCACCGUGGGGUCUGUCAGGGGGUCCCUCAGCCCCAGUCCUGUCCCCCAGCCCUGGCCCAGUGCGGUGCCCACCGUGCCGCCGUGGUGGGGGCCGUGGGGGGGUCCGUGUGCCUCAGCCCCAGCCCCGAGCACGGCCACAGGAGCUACUCCCGCGUCCACUGGAGGCUCAACGAGAGCAGGAAGCUGGCCAGCUGGGACCCCCAGGAGCGGGUCCAGUACCCGGGCACGGCCCACAGGGACCGCCUGGAGCUCCUGGGCAACUUCUCGCUGAGGAUCAGCCGCCUGCAGAAGGGAGACAGCGGCGAGUACCAGCUGUACCUGGAGGAUGCCACGGGCAGGGAGGACAAGGACAGCGUCACCCUGAGGGUGUACGAUGUGGUCCCGAAGCCCCGGGUGAGGGUCACGGUGACCCAGGACGACCUCCAGCAGUGCAACGCCACCCUCGAGUGCUCCGUGGGGCUCCCCGAGGUGACCUACGAGUGGAUCCCCCCCCGGCAGGUCCUGCUGGAGGGCGUGGGGGGCCCCGUCCAGAAGGUCUCCUUCAACCCCUCGGAAGGGACCUACGUGUGCAGGGUCAGCAAUCCCGCCUCCUCCAACAGCGCCUCGCUGACCUACAGGCACCCCUGCUCCUGGGCAGGGGAAUCCUCCACUGCCUCCUCCUGCACGGCCACGGGCGGGCUGCUGCUCCUGGGGCACCUCCUGCUCCUCUUCCUCCACCUCGCUCUGGCUUGAGGACCCUGCAGUUCACCUCUGUCCUCACCCCCCCAGCGUCGGGAUGAGGGUCCCGGAUCUCCCGGGGGCAGAGAGGUGUGGUGCUGGCUCAAGGGAACGAUUCCAGUCCCUCAGGCACUGGGAAAUCCUCCUCUCCCUCACCCCGAGGCCGGUGGGGCCGCCCAGCCCGAGCCUUUCCUGGGGAUUUUGGGCAUCCUGCGUUUUUCCAGGACCAUCUCAAGGGGGGCAGAGCCGGGGUGGUGGCACCUCUGGCUUUCCCUCUGCGCGUCCUCCCUGCUUUGAGGACCUUCACAAACACCUGUUUACACAUUAAAUUCUUACCUGAACACA